AGGUCACCACUUUCGCGCGCUUUUUGUGACAACAGUUCCACAUGACCUAGUGGUGGCGUCCUUUCUCGUUGCAUGCAUAUCGUAACCUUUCUUACAACAUCUGCAGCACAAUUUUGAAGCAUUUCUCCGAAUUUUUGCGACUUCUAACGUAGUGCAAACAAGUUGUGAAGAUGGCGGGAAGAUACAUUUCUCCAUACGAAGAGAAACGUUUGAAGAACAUGGAGGAAAACAGACGAAUUUUGGAGAGUCUGGGGUUGGUGGGGCCUGACUCGGUGAAACCAAAAAGGGUAGUAAAAAAGAAGGCUCCAGUGAAGAGAAAGAAGGCCAUUCGAGUGCACACUCCAGCCAAGAAGGUCAUAUUAGCUGAGGAGGAACAGGUGGAUACAGAACAGGACGUCUUCACACCCACAAGGAGGUCAGCUAGGCUCCGUGGAAAGGCUGCCCCCUCAUUACAGGAGCUAAGAACUGAGGUAGAUGAAGAGUUAGAAGCAGAGAAGGACACUGGCUACAAACCAGUGCCUAAAGACAGACCCAAUGUUUUUGGGGAAAUCCCAGAUUUUCCAGUUGGCACUUGGUUUGAGACAAGGAUGGAGGCAUGCCGAGCUGGGGUUCACAGACCCACAGUUGCUGGUAUCCAUGGUAAUGACUACGAGGGAUGUUACUCCUUGGUGUUGUCGGGAGGUUACGAAGACGACCUGGACUACGGGGAGUGCUUCACCUACACCGGUGAAGGUGGACGUGAUCUGAAGGGAACAAAGGCCAACCCCAAGAACCUUCGCACUGCUCCACAGUCUAAAGACCAGACUCUGACUAGAGGAAACUUGGCGUUAAGUGUCAGCGUGGAAACCCGUCAGCCAGUUCGGGUGAUGAGAGGCUACAAGCUGGACAGCGCAUUUGCCCCAGAGGAAGGGUACAGAUAUGAUGGUCUGUACUCAGUAGAUAAGUUCUGGUUCACGACUGGGUUGUCAGGAUUUGGGGUGUACAAGUUUGUGCUGAGUAGGUGUCCGGACCAAGCCCCCCCACCAUGGACCCUACCUACACAUGGAGAGAGCUCGGGUUCUGAUUCAGACACAAACAAGGCAGACAGUGACUCAGGCAUCUCCAUGGCAACAGGAACAGAGACAGACGCUGACUGAAGGAUGCUGAAUACAGGAGCCAGAGCUGUAGAUGAAUGUCAAUUAUUUUCACCCUGUUUGUAAAAUUGUAUGGGAAAGACCAUGUGGGCUGUUGGGCUUAGGUGCAGUAAAGAAAAAAAUGAAAUAGUAGCAUAGAACUCGCAAUAAUGUUGAAAUGAAGUUUGAAAUUAACAAUUCCAACACUAGGACAACCUCUGUUAGGUAUAAAUGAAAGCAUAGACUUUUAAGUAAUUUUCAAAAAGUAGACAAGUUGUAACUCUAAUUGUGUAUAACUUAACGUACUUGGCCAGUAGUUAGGUGCAAUUGCUUCCAAGUUUUGAAAUGCACUGCCAUGUUCUCAGUUCUCAGGUAAGGUGAUGGGAAAAUGCCUAUAAUGUAAAAUAGUUAAUCGGCAUCUUUAAUUGGGUUUAGAUACUAGAUCAAAGUUGAACUGUAAUUUCCAAUACAAUGACAUCUAACAACAGAGAUGAACUUUUGAGUUAGAAUUUCAAUACCAUGGUUUUUAGAGAUAUGUUGUGAAAUUGUGAUGUUGUCAAAUGUUAGUCUUGUCUGAAGUUUUUCAAUGGACAAGAUCGUUUUUAAGAUUCAAGUUGUCGGUUUCAGAUCUUUAGUAAAAUGUAAUUACGUAUUUUUGACAAAUAAAAUAUGUUGAAUUCA
Molecule: messenger RNA, 1793 nt
Organism: Branchiostoma floridae (Florida lancelet)
Lineage: Eukaryota; Metazoa; Chordata; Leptocardii; Amphioxiformes; Branchiostomatidae
Product: E3 ubiquitin-protein ligase ORTHRUS 3-like
Exons: 11
Coding region: 171-1136 (321 amino acids)
Biological process (GO): negative regulation of gene expression via chromosomal CpG island methylation; protein ubiquitination
Molecular function (GO): ubiquitin protein ligase activity
Source: RefSeq, a predicted model, not a curated record